Molecule: messenger RNA, 2622 nt
Organism: Paramisgurnus dabryanus
Lineage: Eukaryota; Metazoa; Chordata; Actinopteri; Cypriniformes; Cobitidae
Product: heat shock protein HSP 90-alpha 1
Biological process (GO): protein folding
Molecular function (GO): ATP binding; ATP-dependent protein folding chaperone; ATP hydrolysis activity
Source: RefSeq, a predicted model, not a curated record
CUCAAAGGGGUUUCGAGAAACUUUGCUCGCAAGUAUAUAAAGGUUAAAGAAGGCCCAUAGCUCGGCAGAUAAAGCAAAAGCAGCAGCGAGAAGCGAGCGAGAGCACAGCUCAACAUACUUCAAAAAUUCAAGCGGAGGAGAUCUCCAUACAGCAGAAUACUUUUUAUACGGACAUUUAAUACAGAAGAUUAUAAUCAAGAUGCCUGAGAAUGCCGCGCAGCCCAUGGUGGAGGAGGAGGUUGAGACCUUUGCCUUUCAGGCAGAGAUCGCUCAGUUGAUGUCUCUCAUCAUCAACACUUUCUACUCAAACAAAGAGAUCUUCCUCAGGGAGCUCAUCUCCAACUCAUCAGACGCUUUGGACAAGAUCAGAUAUGAGAGCCUGACAGACCCAAGCAAACUCGAUUCAUGCAAAGAUCUGAAGAUUGAACUGAUCCCAGAUCAGAAACUACGUACGCUCACGAUCAUCGAUACCGGCAUCGGUAUGACCAAAGCUGACCUCAUCAAUAACCUGGGCACCAUUGCCAAAUCUGGCACAAAGGCUUUCAUGGAGGCCCUGCAGGCUGGGGCUGACAUCUCCAUGAUCGGUCAGUUUGGCGUGGGUUUCUAUUCUGCUUACCUGGUGGCCGAAAAAGUCACAGUUAUCACCAAACACAAUGAUGAUGAGCAGUAUCUCUGGGAGUCUGCAGCCGGCGGUUCCUUCACCGUGAGACCAGACCCCGGUGAAUCCAUUGGACGUGGUACAAAAGUCAUUCUCCACCUUAAAGAGGACCAAUCUGAAUAUAUUGAGGAGAAACGCAUCAAGGAAGUUGUUAAGAAGCACUCUCAGUUCAUUGGUUACCCCAUAACUCUCUUUAUUGAGAAACAGAGAGAGAAGGAGGUUGACCUUGAAGAAGGAGAAAAGGAAGAGGAGGAGGCAGCUGGAGAUGACAAAGACAAACCCAAGAUUGAGGACUUGGGGGCUGAUGAAGAUGAAGACUCCAAAGACGAAAAGAACAAGAGGAAGAAAAAGGUGAAGGAAAAAUACAUUGAUGCUCAGGAGCUGAACAAGACCAAACCCCUCUGGACCCGUAACCCAGAUGACAUCACCAAUGAGGAGUACGGCGAGUUUUACAAGAGUUUGAGCAAUGACUGGGAAGAUCACUUGGCUGUUAAGCACUUCUCAGUUGAGGGUCAGCUUGAGUUCCGUGCACUACUGUUUGUACCGAGAAGAGCCUCCUUUGACCUUUUUGAGAACAAGAAGAAGAGGAACAACAUUAAGCUGUAUGUGCGCAGAGUCUUUAUCAUGGACAACUGUGAUGAGCUCAUUCCAGAAUAUCUCAACUUCAUUAAGGGUGUGGUGGACUCUGAAGAUCUUCCUCUAAACAUCUCCAGAGAGAUGCUCCAGCAGAGCAAGAUCCUGAAAGUGAUCCGCAAGAACCUGGUCAAGAAGUGCCUUGAGCUCUUCACUGAACUCUCGGAGGACAAAGACAACUACAAGAAGUUUUAUGAGCAGUUCUCCAAGAACAUCAAACUUGGUAUCCAUGAGGACUCUCAGAACCGCAAAAAGCUAUCCGACAUGCUUCGCUACUACACAUCUGCUUCUGGAGAUGAGAUGGUUUCCCUUAAAGAUUACGUGUCUCGCAUGAAGGAGAAUCAGAAGCACAUCUACUAUAUCACUGGUGAGACCAAAGAUCAAGUGGCCAACUCUGCUUUUGUUGAGCGUCUGCGCAAAGCCGGUCUAGAGGUGAUCUACAUGAUCGAGCCCAUUGAUGAGUACUGUGUGCAACAGCUGAAAGAGUACGAUGGCAAAAAUUUGGUAUCGGUGACCAAAGAGGGUCUGGAGCUGCCUGAGGAUGAGGACGAGAAGAAAAAGCAGGAAGAAUUGAAGACCAAAUAUGAAAACUUGUGCAAGAUCAUGAAAGACAUUCUCGAUAAAAAGAUUGAGAAGGUCACGGUCUCGAACCGCCUGGUGUCCUCACCCUGCUGCAUCGUCACAAGCACAUACGGCUGGACGGCCAACAUGGAGAGGAUCAUGAAGUCUCAGGCCCUGAGGGACAACUCCACCAUGGGCUACAUGACUGCUAAGAAACACUUAGAGAUCAACCCCGUCCAUCCCAUCGUUGAGACCCUCAGAGACAAGGCAGAGGCAGACAAGAAUGACAAGGCUGUUAAAGACCUGGUCAUCCUGCUUUUCGAAACCGCCCUGCUUUCCUCUGGCUUCACCUUGGAAGACCCACAGACACAUGCUAACCGCAUCUACAGGAUGAUCAAACUUGGUCUCGGUAUCGAUGACGAUGACUCUACUGUAGAAGAUAUUACUCAACCUGCUGAAGAAGAUAUGCCGGUUUUGGAGGGCGAUGACGACACUUCUAGAAUGGAGGAAGUUGACUAAUAUGUUUUAGUGUAAAUAUCACUAAAUUGUUAAUGUAUUGAUUAUAAUUUAUUGUUUUUUUUUGUAAACACAUUUUUGCAGUUAAAACAUAAUUGUACCAUAGUAUAGCAUUGUACUGUAGCAAAACCCCCAACUUCUUUGUAUUUCUUUUGUGUUUAAAUGCAGAAUUUUGUUUUCUUAGAUUUUAUAAUGAUUGUUUUUGUAAACUUAAAUAAAAAGUUUUUAAUAAAUGAACAUUGAGCAAAUAUUAA